This is a messenger RNA of Pyrus x bretschneideri (Chinese white pear), 689 nucleotides long. Its product is annotated as stress enhanced protein 1, chloroplastic-like. The coding region runs from base 86 to 514 and encodes 142 amino acids. The transcript has 4 exons. NCBI's taxonomy places the organism in Eukaryota, Viridiplantae, Streptophyta, Magnoliopsida, Rosales, Rosaceae. Gene Ontology annotation, biological process: cellular response to high light intensity. The record is from RefSeq and is a predicted model, not a curated record.
CCUUCUAACAGUAUGGUGACAUUCAAGUUGCACUACCCAACUUUUGCUCUCUCCACAAAUUUAGCUCUGAUUCUCCCUUGCAAAAAUGGCUGUAGCUCAAAUCUUCGCAUCUCUCUCCCUUUCCACUAGAGAUGCAAGUGGAAUUAGCUCACCAGCAGCAGCAGGUCCUGCUCGGCUUCCCCUUUUUAAUUCCGCUAGAAUUGGGACGGCCUUUGCAACUGGUUCUCCCCUCAUUAUAAGAAGAGCAUACCAACAAAGGAAUGCUGCAUGUAAAUCGAUGCCAAUUUCCAUUAGGUGUGAGCAAAGCACCAAGGAGGGAGGUUUGGAUGUAUGGCUUGGCCGGCUCGCCAUGAUUGGCUUUGCUGUGGCUAUUGGCGUUGAGGUAUCAACCGGAAGGGGACUUCUCGAGAACUUUGGGCUAACAAGCCCCCUACCUACAGCUGCCUUGGGUGUUACAGCAUUGGUGGGAAUUUUGACAGCAGUUUUCAUCUUCCAAUCCGGGUCAGAAAAGUGAACACAAUAUCGGUUGCUAGAAGUGCUUGUAUAGUUUGUAAUACUGACAUGUAUUCCAAAUUGAACAUUUGUUUGUUACUGUAAUUUUGUCAGAGUACAACAAUUGCGGCAACACUUACAGUUGAGGAUACUUUGUUAUUUAUACGAAGGCAUCAAUUCGUAGAGGCUUUCAUCCA